AUGACGCGCGCGCGAGCGACCGCGCGCGCGACGAAAAAUGUUUCCACGCGAACCCCGACGCGCGCGCGCGCGGGGGCGCGAGAGGCUGAGGUCGCGGACUCCACGGUCGCGGCGACGCUCAUGGCGGUCGCGACGCUCGCGAGCGCGGGCGCGGCUAAGGCUGACUUCGCGCCCGCCCCGGAACCCACCCAGGCGGUGGCGGAACAGCGGGGCGAGAGCAACUCUAUUUUCGCGUCUCAAUCGCAAGAGGCGCCGGCGGUGACGAACGCGGACGGCUUGCCGGAGGGCAUCAACUGGCGUUACAGCGAGUUCAUCAGAGCCGUGACGAGCGGCAAGGUUGAGCGCGUGCGCUUCUCCAAGGAUGGCUCCGCGCUUCAACUGACCGCGGUGAACGGCGCUCGCGCCACCGUGAUCUUACCGAAUGACCCGGAUCUCGUUGACAUCUUGGCCAAGAAUGGCGUCGACAUCUCCGUCAGCGAGGGUGAACAACAGGGUAACGUUGCGUCCUUGAUCGGCAACCUCUUGUUCCCGCUCGUCGCCUUUGGUGGCUUGUUUUUCCUGUUCCGCCGCGCGCAAGGCGGCGAGGGUGGCAUGGGCGGUAUGGGUGGUAUGGGCGGUGGCCCGAUGGACUUCGGAAAGUCCAAGUCCAAGUUCCAAGAAGUCCCGGAAACCGGCGUUACCUUCGCCGACGUCGCCGGCGUCGAGGGCGCCAAGUUGGAAUUGCAAGAAGUCGUCGACUUCUUGAAGAACCCGGACAAGUACACGGCGCUCGGCGCCAAGAUCCCGAAGGGUUGCCUCUUGGUCGGACCUCCGGGUACGGGUAAGACGCUCAUCGCCAAGGCGGUCGCCGGUGAAGCAGGUGUGCCGUUCUUCUCGUGCGCCGCUUCCGAGUUCGUCGAACUCUUUGUCGGUGUCGGUGCGUCGCGCGUUCGCGAUUUGUUCGAAAAAGCCAAGGCAAAGGCUCCGUGCAUCAUCUUCAUCGAUGAAAUCGAUGCCGUUGGUCGUCAGCGCGGUUCCGGCAUGGGUGGCGGCAACGAUGAGCGUGAGCAAACUAUUAACCAGCUCCUCACCGAGAUGGACGGGUUCGAAGGCAACACUGGCGUCAUCGUCCUGGCUGCCACGAACCGACCGGACGUUCUCGAUAGUGCUCUUCUUCGCCCGGGCCGUUUCGACCGUCAAGUCACCGUCGACCGACCGGAUGUCGCCGGCCGUAUCCGCAUCCUCAAGGUGCACGCCCGCGGCAAGACGCUCGCCAAGGAUGUCGACUUCGACAAGAUAUCGCGCCGAACCCCGGGCUUCACCGGCGCUGACUUGGAGAACCUCAUGAACGAAUCCGCGAUUCUCGCCGCUCGGCGUGGUUUGACGGAGAUCUCCAAGGAAGAGAUUGCCGAUGCGCUCGAGCGCAUCAUCGCUGGUGCCGCCAGAGAAGGUGCGGUCAUGUCUGAGAAGAAGAAGCGACUCGUGGCGUACCACGAGGCUGGCCACGCCCUCGUGGGCGCGCUCAUGCCGGAUUACGAUCCCGUGACCAAAAUCUCCAUCGUCCCACGUGGUAAUGCCGGUGGCUUGACCUUCUUCGCCCCGAGCGAAGAGCGUCUCGAGUCCGGCCUCUACUCUCGCACGUACCUGGAGAACCAAAUGGCUGUCGCCAUGGGUGGCCGCGUCGCCGAGGAACUCAUCUUCGGCGCCGAGGAUGUCACCACCGGUGCUUCCAGCAAGUGA
Molecule: messenger RNA, 1719 nt
Organism: Ostreococcus tauri
Lineage: Eukaryota; Viridiplantae; Chlorophyta; Mamiellophyceae; Mamiellales; Bathycoccaceae
Product: P-loop containing nucleoside triphosphate hydrolase
Exons: 2
Coding region: 1-1719 (572 amino acids)
Biological process (GO): proteolysis
Cellular component (GO): membrane; chloroplast thylakoid
Molecular function (GO): metalloendopeptidase activity; ATP binding; ATP-dependent peptidase activity
Source: RefSeq, a predicted model, not a curated record